UUUUGUUCAUCGCAGAUACCUACGUACGUACAUACGUUACGAUUCAUCCUCGCUAGUUGGUCGACAGCCAGCUUUUUUAAUUGACCCUCUUUAACAAUACCUCAACGCCAAAUAAGCCAGCCGGCAUUGCAGUAGGAAAUCGAUGCGAACUUGAACUUGAACUUGAGUGCAAAAAAGCGUGAGACCCGAUGCAUUUUUUAUUCUGAGAUUUAUAUUCAAGGAUUUUCAUUCGAGGUGUAGUCUUGCAUGCACGACUCGCGAUCUAGUGACUUUUUCUCGGGCUGAGGGUCCGCGGGGUCGAGCGUUUUAGCGUUCGUGGACGUGGUCGCCCCGACGAUACCCCGGACGUUCCCGCGGGCUACGUAGGUGUUACUCUUCCUAUCAGGGCUCGCCACAUUUAUUUCGCCCGCAACAAUCGCCAGCCCUUCGCCAAAGAUCCAUUAAUGGUCCCGCCGUGUAUUUCGCUCGACGGCCCGGCGGUGUAAAUAAAGUAUGGAGACGCACGAGAACCGAGCGCAGGAGAGACCGCAGGAUGGAGAAUAUGUAUUUGUUUGGCAAGACUAUCUCGACGCCACGGAGAGUGUGGAAGUUCCACAGAUCGUGUUCCCUCAUGUGGAGUUGACAUUGCAGAACAGUAUUGAGAUAGGCAUGUCAUUAGAAGUACCAGUGCAAAAAAGUAACGAUGAGAAUGAAGUGUCGUAUUGGGUAGCCUCUAUUGUCAUGGCUUGCGGACCCUUAUUGCGAUUGCGUUACUUUGGCGGGGACGAUAGAUCUUUAGAAUUUUGGUUUAAUCUUACGAAAGAAGCUGGCCAUGAACUUGGUUGGAGUGCGAAAAAUAAUAAAAAAUUAAAACCACCUGAUGUUAUACUUGAGAGAUCACCAGACUGCGUAGACAAGCUGCACGAAUUUCUGACAACGGCACGUACACUCCCAGCUGAGAUGUUAACAGGGGAUGGCCUAAGUAUGGCAGAUAGGAUAAAACAGGGUAUGAAGGUUGAGAUAAGUGAUGUGUUGCAUCCGUACAAGUUAUGGGUAGCUACGAUUAUGGAGAACGUCGGAGGACGUCUUUUAUUGAGAUACGAUACUCCAGAUUCUACUCGUGAAGACUUCUGGAUAUUUUGUACAUCCGAGCGUUUACAUUCGUAUGGAUUCACGUCUAAAUCAAAUUUAGAUUCGAUUUCCACUUGGUUUUUGGAACCACCUAGUUCAAUAGUCGAUUUGCAUAAAUAUGAAGACUGGAAGGAGUUGUUAGAAUCUAAACCGAAAGAUUAUGAGUUAGGGGAAGAAUUAUUUAAUAAUAAUGUAGAUCAUCCAAAGCAUAGUUUCGAAGUUGGAAUGAAAUUGGAAGCUUUAAAUCCAGCAGAUAGGAUGAAAAUUUGUCCUGCUACUGUAACGAAAGUAUUUGACGAUAUAUAUUUUCUUGUGAACAUUGAUGUACGCGCUAAAUGCUUGGAUGAAUCAGAUAAUACGCUUGCCUCUAAUAAUUCAGAAAAUAAUACAUGGCUGUGCACUGCAGAACAUCCAUAUAUAUUUCCAAUUGGAUGGGCGCAAAAAAACAAUAUUAUGAUUACCCAUCCACAAGGUUGGACUUCGAAGACGGAAAAUUUUGAUUGGAAUGAAUAUUUGGAAGCAUGCCAUGCUAGCGCAGCGCCUGAGAACUUAUUUAAUGAACGUGCGAGUGCCAGUGAGGCAGGCUUUGAAUGUGGCAUGCGACUGGAAGCUGUCGAUCCAGAACAUGAACAUGUAAUAUGCGCUGCCCACAUUAACAAAAUCGUUGACAAUCUGUUAUGGAUAAAGUUAGAUAACUACGAGUAUUUUCGGCCAGAUCAUAUAGUCGACAUGAAUUCCUUGCAAAUAUUUCCCGUCGGAUGGUGUGAGUCUAAUCACUAUCCGUUAAAACCUCCGCACGACUAUGUAGAAAUUUGUAAGAAAUUAGAAACGUCUGUGAAGGAGGAGAAGAAAACCAAUGUUUUGGACAUACCGAUAUCUGAACCACGCUCUUCUCUCUGGUGUCCAAAGAUAUAUUUUAAUUACCGGUGCUUCACAGGCCCCAUGAUAUCGAAGGGUAAAUUAGCGACACUUCCAAAGUCAGUAGGACCUGGACCAGUUAUAUUGGUCAUGCGGGAAGUUUUGUCAAUGAUAGUAUCUGUUGGAUAUAGAAGUGCUAGAAUUUUAAAGGUUUUGCAAUGUGAUACCAAACCAGAUCCUGGGUUUCACUUAGAAGUCUUGAAGGCAAAGCAUAAAAAUAACACAUAUCGCGCGAGUGUGGCCAUUGUUACAUCGGGAGACAUGGUAGCAGAUUUUUGCAGAAGUAUUUGUAAAAAAUUAAUGGUAUGCCCGAAUUUAUUUGGGCCGUUGCAUAUAUCGGAAAACGAAUGUCCAGAUGAGUGUUAUAAAACGUCAAAAACGAAAUACACAGCCACGGUUGGAACUGGAAAACGAGGAAAACCGAAAGGAUAUACAAGUAUCAUGGUGCAAAAACCGAAACCGUGGGGUAGAAGGCGUAAAAGACGACGUGGCAGAUGGGCAAACAAGCAUAAAGAGGUUCACGAAGAAUACGAUCAGGAAGAUGAAAUGCCAUUUAUAUCGUUAGAUUUGGCGAAGCAUAUUUCAGAGAGCCAAGCUGAAGAGACGUUCGAUGGGAGACAACCGCUCUCAGAGAUAGAUAUCAUGAUACAGAAAGGUUUAGAGAAAUCCGACAAGUCAGAUGACUUUAAAACUGAAGUAGCUUCCAGUAAUGCUUCGGAAGACUCUGGUAGUUCAUUCAACGAUAGAAAAGCUAAAGAUCGAGAACUGCCCAGUCUCCUAAAUUUAAAUUCGAAGCAACAUUCCAAAAGAUUCAAUCAAGGCACGGGGAUCACUAGAGGGACUAAGAGAGAUUGGGACACAAGCAUAGAAUCCGAUUGUUCCGAGGCAGACGCCGAAUAUCUGAAAAUGCAAAAGACACAGCGGCGACCGAAGACUCGAAAGCUGGAUUCAAAUCCAUUAUAUUGGAGCGUAGACGACGUGUUUCGAUACCUCAGAAAAACAAACGACUGCAAAGAUCUUGCGUAUCGCGUCAAAGAAGAGGAGAUUGAUGGUCUUGCGUUUUUGUUGCUGAAUCUUCCCUCCCUUACCCAGCACAUGAAACUACGAACGAGUUUAGCCAUGAAGCUAUGUCGACACGUUGAACAAGUCAAAGUUACAUUUUUCCUACGACAUAUUCACGAAGUAGAGCCCGAGCAAUAUCAAAUUGUUUAAUCGACCUGAUCAAUAAAACCUCUCUUUAUUCACAAUAUACAUGUUACAUAUAGCUAUACCAGAAUUGAUCAACUUAAAAAUAGGAUUCAAGGUUCUUUGGUUAAAAAAUUUCACGUUUUAUCAGUAUUUACUGCUAUUUUACUGUUGUAGUCACAGUAUAUCAAGCUGAUCUUUUUUUUUUUAACUCAGAGGGUUAAUGAAAAGUACAAGGAUUCAGAAUAAAAUUUACGAUCAAUUUGUAUGUAAAUAAGUUACAUAUAAGAUGUAUGUAUUUUCUCGUUUCAAAACUGCUGCACGUAAUAAAUCAGGAAACAUGUGUAA
This is a messenger RNA of Temnothorax curvispinosus, 3561 nucleotides long. Its product is annotated as scm-like with four MBT domains protein 2. The record is from RefSeq and is a predicted model, not a curated record. Bases 493 to 3240 code for a protein of 915 amino acids. The transcript has 9 exons. Gene Ontology annotation, biological process: regulation of DNA-templated transcription. Gene Ontology annotation, cellular component: nucleus. Lineage: Eukaryota; Metazoa; Arthropoda; Insecta; Hymenoptera; Formicidae.